AUGAGCAUCUCUUCCCAGCCUGGCAUUACAUUGGCAUCUGUGGAGGCUUCACAUUCAUCCUGCUGCAGUUGGUGCUUAUCACAGCCUUUGCCCAUUCCUGGAACAAAAACUGGGCAACCCCGUUCUGGCCUUCUACAAGCCUCUAUCAUCAGCUGCUAUAUCAUGUACCUGACUUUCUCUGCACUGUCCAGCCGUCCUCCAGAGAAUGUAUUCCUUGAAGGACAAAAUCACACUCUGUGCCUCCCUGGCCUAAGUAAAGUGGAAUCGCAAACACCAGAUACUUAUCUGGCAGUGCUAAGUGCUGGCAUCAUGUAUACUUGUGUCCUUUUUGCUUGCAAUGAGGCUUCCUACCUGGCUGAGGUAUUUGGGCCCUUGUGGAUUGUCAAGGUUUACAGCUACAAGUUCCAGAAGCCCUCACUCUGUUUCUGCUGCCCUGAAACAGUGAAACCAAAGGAAGGCCAGAGGGGUGGGGCUGUCAGGCCAGCUGACCGAGACACCUCUCCAGCUCCUCCAGCACAAGCCCAGCAUCUCUCCUACAGCUAUUCUGCCUUCCAUUUUCUCUUCUUCCUUGCAUCACUCUAUGUCAUGGUUACCCUUACCAACUGGUUCAGCUAUGAGGGAGCAGAACUGGAAAAGACCUUCACCAAGGGUAGCUGGGCUACCUUUUGGGUCAAGGUUGCCUCAUGCUGGGCCUGUGUACUCCUCUAUCUUGGGCUGCUAUUGGUACCACUCUGUUGGUCCCCCACCCAGGACUCCCAGCCACCUCCUACAUUCAGGGGACCCGGCCUUCGCAUAAGUACUGCAAGGUAACAAAUACUCAGUCCAGGUACUGUUAACUGGGGUUCCCUUAAGGUCAUACUCCCUGUCUUGACUCAGGAACUGCCCAGCCCAGCAGGUACCUCAAGGACACAAUGGGCAGUUAUCUCCCCUUUUAGUCAGUACUAUUUUUGAACAGGAGAUAGUGGCCAUACAUACUCUAAUGCCAUGGGCAGAGUGUCUCACUCACUGGAGCUAGUGUUACAUCUUUACCCCAGCUCAAGAACCUAACUCCCAAGUCAGCAGCUCAGGAACCACUGCUGAUCCCAGCAGACAGUGCGGCACUAGCCCUUUCCUGGCUCUCACAGUGGAGAUGGGGGCAGGGAAAGACCAACAGGGACUGAAGACUUACUUGGCUCUACCCUUGGAGAUAAAAAGAAAAACAAGCAGUUCAGCCCUGGGCACAGGGAGAUAAGCAGCCCAGAACAAGCCAGGACACAGAAAGAAAGAAACAGAGACCACCCUAGGUUUUAUCCUGAUCUUGAGGUCAAAGGAAGUGGGAAGACAAAAACCACCCUCAUUCCAUGAAGAAUGACAGAACAGAAGAGAAUGUGAACACUAGAGAGCAACUGACCGUGGGAAGUCAGUGAGCAGC
Messenger RNA from Enhydra lutris kenyoni (northern sea otter), 1411 nucleotides. RefSeq names its product serine incorporator 4-like. Gene Ontology annotation, cellular component: membrane. Bases 1 to 810 code for a protein of 269 amino acids. Lineage: Eukaryota; Metazoa; Chordata; Mammalia; Carnivora; Mustelidae. The record is from RefSeq and is a predicted model, not a curated record. The transcript is spliced from 8 exons.